CCAGGCCUCCUGAGUCACGGUGGGUGAUUCCAGGGAGGGAAUGCUUCGGGAAUGUCUCAGGCUCUUCAGUCUGAUGUCCCUGCUCUCUGCACAUCCAUGUGCAUCCCCGUGUGCUGGCAGGGACCUGUUGAUUUGCUCCUGUUUACUUCUCUGUCUCUCUGGUGGCUUUUGGGGAGGUGCAAAUGGGGAAAGAAGAGGAUUUUUAAAAUUUAAUCGAGGUCAGGCUGGCAGAACUUGAGCAUUGGGACAAGAGGAGGAAAUCUCCACGCUGCAGCCCCGUUUUCCUGGGUGGGGCUUGGGCAGGAUGCCGUCAGGAGAGGGAGGAUGGACUAUGCCGGAUUAAGCUCCCUGCUCCAUCUCAGGACUGACCUCCAAAAGUCUGACCUUCACAGGUUUCACCUUCAGUGUUUUCCAGCUGUCCUUUCUCAGCCACAACACCAACAUCUAACCCUGUGAUAUUGUGGUAGGGUGGGGAAAGAAAUCCCAAUUCCCCCCUAAAAAUGCAUUUUCAUCCCGCUGCAUCCAUCCCCUCCCCUGGCAGGCUGCUGGGAUGCAGGGCUGGAGAACACCAUGGCACAUUGUCCCCAUCCUGGAUCAGGUGUUGGGCUGGCAGAUGGGGUGGAGGGAGGGAUGGAGCUCCCUGAGCAGGGAUUUCCAUGCUGGAAGAGCUUUGGCCAUCCUUCCCCAGAUGCUUUCCAGCUUUCUGCUGGGAAGGAGAAUGCCCUGGUGUUGCUGCACAAGGUAAGGGGUAGGUUUUACCCCAGAGAAUGUGGGACCCUCCCUGGAAGGUCACUGCCUCGUGUGGAAUUGGCCCCUUGUCUGCCUGCAGCGGCUUCUUAGAUUUCAGCUGCAGAGCAACAGUUUUCAGGCUGAUGCCUGCAGAUCCAGGGGCUGCCAGAUUCCAGACCCAGCUCUGCAUGUGAGGAAUCGCUUCCAGAAAUCUUUCUGCUGGCCCCAGCUGAGCCACAAAGGGGGUGAUGCUGCAUCAGGCAGAAGGGAUGGAUUUAGGAUGCCCAUAAACUGGGGAGGGAUGUUGAAUUUGCUGCUGCUUCCUGCAGUGGUUGGGGCUAUUUCACUGUGUCACAUAUAUCCCUCAUCCUUUUUUGCUUGUGGGUAUUGAAUUUGGGGUACAACAGCAAGAUCUAUCAGAAAGGGAAUCAGCCUCCUCAAGCUGGGGACUGGCUUGUGGCUGCUUGGGGAGCAGCACCCCAAUUUAGAAGCAUCUGCCUUCUUCCCAAGGCUUUUCCCAAGUGCUGGCAGGCCUGGGAUAAGGAGCAGGGCUUUGUGGUGGGAAGGAAUGAGUGUUUACCAUUUUCCAAGAGGCAGGGAAUGUUUACUGACCCUGUCAGGUUAUCCCUGAGCUGGCACCACAGGCCCAGAGCUGAGCAGGGAACCAAGACAAGCCCCAUGGCCCCAGCCAGGGUGUUGCUGGGAUUGAAUUUUUGGCUCUGGGAGGGUUGGAAAAACAUUAUAAAGAAAUGAACUGAGUGUGUUUGCAAAAGUCAAAACAGGAGGAGUUGCCCAGGGUAGGGUUCAGGAUGCACCCAGAUCCCUGUGAGGUGUCACACUCAUGGGUUAAGGCUCCUGUUGCUGUGGUGUCUCCCAAAGUGUUCCCCAUUAUUGCUCCGGUGCUUUGAUCCAGUGUCCUGACAAAUAGCUGCCGUGGGAAAAAAAAAAGUCAUCCUGGCUGAGAAGCCUUUCCUUUGUGCCCUGAAUUUCUGUCUUGGGGUGAGGGAUGCCUAGCCCUGCCAGAGAGAGGCUCAAGAUCUAACACCUUGUGGUUUUUGAAGGGUAAAAGCUACAGUUUUGCUCUGCUACAAAAAAAUGAAAGUAUGCAGGGGAAAAGAGAAUUUUAUUUUGUAUCUGAGGGGGAGUUCAAACCCAAGAUUAAAGUUAGAUUAGGACAGCAAAUUGAGGUGCUCUGAACUCUGUUUUAGGGGCCUGGGGACUGUGUUGGGACCUUGAGGAGCCAGGCUUUGCAGCAGGGUAUUUCCAACCCAGCCUCAGCUACGUAUUUCCAGAUUCCGUUGAAUUCUGGAAAUUAUUUUGCUGUAAGAUGUGUCUGAGAGUGCAAGCUGUAUGGGGGAGGCUGGUGGCAUUUGAGGGGCCUUGCCAGGUGUGACUUCUGCUGCUGAUAGCAGGCCAGGGCCGUGCCAGCUGUGACUCAGAACCCACCCCUAGGGAGUCAGUUGGAGCACGUGGCUGGAGACAAAAUCUUCUCUCUCCCACCGCUGCUUGGCAGUGCCUGGUUUUUGCUGUGCACAUGGCUGUAUACAAACAGGGUUUCUUACCAGGGUAGGUUGGAGCUGUGUUUGGGGUUAAACCCCUCCAAAAGAACACAGGUUGAGCCCCUGGCAGGAGUGUGGUGUGUCUGCAAUGCUGCCUCCAUCUCUCAGAGAAUAAAAUGUCUGCCACGUCCAUCCCAGGAGCUCUUUGGGGACAGGAUGUGUGUGGCUUGCAGAGGUGACGCUCAGCUCAGAGCUUGUCGUCUGCAGAGGUUGUGGUGUAGAAAAAGACCAUUUAUGUCCUGUUCCUGGGCUCUUUCUGGUGGGGAGACUGAAGUGCUGUGUCACCUGUGUGGGCAGCAUGGCUGGGCAGCCUCCCAAGAGGACAUUGGCAACGGUGUCACACCUCUGUGCUGCUGGUGGCCCAGGAUCUGCAUCCCAGAGCCCUUCCCUUUGCAAAUGGAGGGCAAAGCUGCCUUUACUGGGCUACAGGAACCCGCCCUGUUCCCUGACCUCACCUUGGUGCCAGGUACAGCCCAAUCUCUGAGUGUGGAUGCCUUGCCCAGCCUGGAGAGAGGGGACAUGGCUUGGUGGCACUGGGAGCCAGGAAGGGGUGUCCUGGCCGCACUCUGGGGGCUGUGGGGGUGGCAGGUACAGAUUUUUGGUCACUGCCAGCACCAGCUGGACCACUGAGGAGCACGGUGGGGCUCUGAGCAGCUGCGGGAAUUGCCGCAGCCAUGGAGCAGAGGCUUGGCUGGCAGAUCUCCCCCCGUGGCAGCGAUUUGAGGCUGCUGCCACUGCUAAAAUACUUCCAGCAUCUGACACUCUCCAUAACAAGAUUCAAAGGGCUUGUUUGAGAGGGAAAUGUUUAAUCCAGGGAUAGGGGGAGGGAUGUGGGGAGUAACAAACAACAGAUUGGGAAAAGGAGUCAUAAAUAUCUCAUCAGAGUGAAGUGGGUCAGCAGUGUUUGCUGUGAGUAGGUGCUGCUGUCUCUGAGGGUUGGAUUUGGGAGGGCUGGGAAGCACAGGCUCCUGUACAGUCUGUCCCUGGCUGUGCAGCACUGAGGCCGUUUAGAAGCAUCUGUGACAAGUGACUCUGCUGGCGUGGGGUUUGCGUUGCGUUGUGUCACGUUUGCCGUGCGUUGCGUCAGGAGCUGGGGGCUGAAAUAGCCUGGAAGGGAGCUAAAAAUCCUCCUUGGGGAGCUGCUCAUGGCAGCUGAGAGAGCACAGGCUCCUUAUGUAAAGCUGCUUUAAUAUUUAUGGUAAUAUCAGAGGUGGUGCAUUACCUCAUCCAUCUUCGCUGCACUUCUUGGGCAUGGGGAAUGGCUUAGUCACUACUCUGCUGACCUUCUCUGGGUGCUUGCUUGGCAUCUCCCUGCCUUUAACGCAUUUGUUCCCACAGCAGAUCAGAAAAAGGGAGAAAUGCUGGUUUUCCCCAUUGGGAAUGGGGAGUUGAAGCACCGGGAAUGCUGCUCAGCUGCAGGAGGGAACUGCACACAAAUCCUUCCAGCCCUGACAGAUCACUCCACGUGUGGCAGAGGGGACAGGCACAGACCCCCCCAAGGACACGUCCCAAAGGACAGGGUGGUUCAAGCUGCAUUCCUUAGGGGUUAGAUGAAAACAUGGAGGAGAGUGGGAUGGUGAGAGUGCUGGGAAAGGAGCUCCCUCUGCUGUGCCAGAGCCACCUUUGUUGCCAGCUGCUGUUUCCUUAGAGAGAGCAAGGGUCUGUCUGUCCUGUGCACGAGGGAAUGAGUGCCUUUCUUCCAGACAGGCAGGAGUGACAAAGAAAGGAAGAGGAGAUUAGGGGAUGUGGGGGAGGAUUUGAAGAUAAGGUGUUUCCUGCCAUCUUUGGCUCUUUCUGCACAGCAUUGCUCCAGGUCAGAUGUGGUCAGUAGCUGUUUCCAAGAUGGAUGUUUCCAACUGGAGGACACCUGGAGUGUAGGGAUGGACCUUUGUUGCAGAAUAAAUCCUGAUACAUAACCACACUGUGCUGUUAAAUCCUUCCUUGCUGCCAGUCUCAGUGCGGCAGUCAAGGAUCUGAUGGAAAUGAGUUGCUUUUCAUGACAGAGGGAAAAACCCUGUGGAUGAGCUUCCCACUGCACCCCAGACCCACACCCUGGAGCAGCUCCUUUCUCUUGCAAAGUGACUGACUUUUCCUUCCAAAUGGAAGCAGUAGGAGAGGAUGAGAGGAUUUGGAGCUGGGAUGGGGCUGGUCCCUGCAGAGGGAAGGGGUCAUGCUGAUGGAGCUGUGCUGUGGCUCAGAUUUGGAGCUGGGAUGGGGCUGGUCCCUGCAGAGGGAAGGGGCCAUGCUGAUGGAGCUGAGCUGUGGCUCAGAUUUGGAGCUGGGAUGGGGCUGGUCCCUGCAGAGGGAAGGGGCCAUGCUGAUGGAGCUGAGCUGUGGCUCAGCUUAGCAAUGACUCAUCCGCUGCGCUCGGUGCAGGAUUGAUGCAGCUUUCAUCUGUGCAUGCAGGAGACAGAUGAAUAGAUGUGUUUGGUGAUUUGCUGGGAUUUGAGACAGGAAAAGUGCCCUUCAGGGAGCCAAGGGAAGCUGCUCCUCUGCUGGCCUGUUGCUCCAGUGGAGGGCAGCUUGUUGCUCUGGGUGAGUCUGACUGCACUGACCUUGAGAGCAUCCCAGGGGAGCUGUGGCGUUUGUGUGCCAAUCUUUGCAGCAGCAGCAAUUUGGAAGGCUUUCCUUUUCCUUUUUCUCCUUGAUCAUCCCUGGUUUUAUUAUGCCAGCUCCCUCUUCCCAGCCUGGGAAAGAGCUGGUUAGCUGCUGGCAAUGGGAACCUUCCAGAAAGGGUGCUGAUUGUUAAACAGAAAUAGCGUGCAGCAGGGAAAAGGGAGGGAAUGAUGCCUGUCUCCCACAAAAUCUGAUUCCCGAGUGCUGCUGCCUGUGUAGGAGGCAGAGAGGGAUCUGGAAGGGGGAGGAAUGGGUAGACAGACAGAGACAGCAGCUGACAAAAGGGAGGACUAAAAAGAUGUGAGGAGCUAUAAAGAAGAAAGCAAAGGUAGGAAAAUGUGUCAUUAAAGAAAAUCUUGGUGUGAUGGAAUGAGGGAAGAGGAGGAGACAAAGGAAUGCGGGAACCCUCACAUGCAGGCUGUUUUUUGAAAUAAGGGAAAGCACUUCUUUCUUCAGUCUGGGGGGGAGAGAGGUGCUUAAAGAUGAGCCCAUGGUCAUCCUUGGAAGUACAGGAUGGAGAGGAGAGAUGAUUCCCAAGGUAGGGAGCUAAGAGCACACAGAAGAGGGUUAAGUACUGGGAUGGAAGAGGAUGUGUUGCUAAGGGUACCCAGGAGCCAGAGAGGAGCCAGGCCAGAGGGUCUGGAGAGGUGCUGGGUGAUCCUGUGGCUACUUGUGGUGAUGGAAAACCACAGACAAAGCCCUUUUAUGCGGGCACUUAAGAACUUCCAAUAUUGAUUUUUGGCUUAGUUUGGUUUCUACAUAUUUUAAAACCUUUUCUAAGCUGUGUGAUGGGUUUGUGUUGCUUUUAGUGGAAAUGCACUUAGAAUCAGGAAAUUCUGUUUGUGUCAAUGCAGGGCAUGGCGGCAGGACAAAGCUCCUGGCUCCAUGGCUCCAAGCAAAACCAGCCUUUGUGCCCCCAGGAAUCUGGAUCAGUGAGGGGUGUGGAUAAACCUUGAGGUGCCUGGGCUGUGCAGGGUCCCCAUUUCUCAGCAAGAGGGUGAGUUUGCCCUCCCUGAUUUACCUCACGAUCUCCAUAGGCUGCACAUGAUUUUCCUAGAGAAAGAGCAGAGGUUUAAUGCUUGGCCCAUGUGCUGUCACCACACGAGUGUCAGAGUGUGUGAGUGGCCCCCAGUUAACAGAUAUCAAAGCGACAAAGAGGGAAAAUUAAUAUUUAUGCCACGAUUAAUCUGACCCUCCCUGCUUUAACCUGUGAGCCCGCUUCAGUUGUGGGUUCCACUUACUAUUUCUUUGUGUCUCAUUGUACCAGCUUGAAAAAAAAAAAAAGGGUAAAUUGGUCCCAAACCAAAGCAGCAGAGUCCUGGGAGUGACUGUGUGCAGCCUCAGCUCUGGAUUUAUGUAGGAUUUGUGCUGACAUAGCAGUAUGGAUGCUCUCUGGAAGCAUAGGAAAAGGUGAGUCAGGUGAUAUCUACAGAAAUAUUACAGAAAGAGCACUGAGAGGAAAAUAUUCUUGCACUUGGCCAGGCCCUUGUUUCCCUCCCACGCCCCAAGCCACAGUGAGGUCUGAAGCUGGGUGAGCAUCCGGGGUGGUGUUUGUGUGGUACAGGAUGCCCAGAUGUCUGAUACACACUCAGCAAGCUGUGAGGGAGGCACAGUUUGGGCUUUCCAAAAGGGUUUAGUUUCCCAGACUAGGGAAUGCAAGCACUGUCCAGCUGCAGUCAAUGAGAAAUAUGGGGUUUUAUGGUCACCAAGCCUAGUGCAGAGUGAGGAACUGGGCUGAAGAUCCUUGUGGGUCCCUUCCAACUUAGGAUAUUCUGUGAGAGUUGUGGAAUUCCAUGAUUUUGGUGCUGCAGUUCCCUCAGUCUGCUCUAGCUGACUGGCACUGCUGCAGCUCGUGGCCCCCAAGCAAUGGCUGGCAAGGGAGAGCAGAGGAGGGAGGUGUUUCCAUCUUAUACUUAGGAGCCAUAAGGUGUUGCUCAGCUUUGCUCUAGUCCCAAACCUGUAAUUUCUGUGAGAUUUCCUCCAUUCCUGCCUAAAUGGAGAUGAAAGCCCCAUGUUUGUCAGCCUCUUUCCCAGCAGAGUCAGCAGCACAGGUCAUUGGUGCAGUCCUGGGACUUUGUUCCUGUCAUUAGAGGAGUGAUCUGCCCUCUGAGACACUGUGGAAGGAACCUUUGCUGGCUGAGGUUUCUGAGGAGCCUCUUCAGCUCUUGAUCCAGACAAUGAGCUCUGAUUUCACUGAGCAGGCAGAAAGCUCCUGGCAGGUUCCUGGCAGGCCUGAAGGUCAGCAGGGAGCCAGCAAUGCCAGCAGCUCAGAUCUGAUGCUGCCUCUGGUUACUCUUUAUUUCCCGAGCUCGGGGCUGAUGUGGUGCUGAACUGCCAGAGCCUGGUGGCAAAAUGCCCAGUGCAUUGUCCUCUCCUCCCAUCACAGGGACGUGCAGCCACAGGAGCUCCAUCCUCAGCUCACCCUGCCCUGCCAGCUUUGUGGGGUGAGGUUGUUGUGGUAGGUUUUCAUCUCCCCAAAGCCCACUUUGUCCCUUUGCUGAAUUCCUGGGGUGCAGCCCUGCUGUUCACCACUUCCACCAGUUCCCUGGGGAAUACAGCCCCAGCUGACCACCAGCAUCCUGUUUGGCUCCAUGGGCAAGUCCAGCAAACCCUGAAAGGAGAUGACAGGACUGACAUGUCUCUGUCACCAAGAGAUCCAGCUCUGCAGUAAAUCCAUGCAGUCAAUUCUCUGUUUUGCACCAGCUGAGGGUCUGGCACUUCGUUUUGGUGUUGCUCCACCAAAAGGCUGGCAGAAAUAAUCCCUUUAUCUCUGAUAUCAUGAGAACUGAGAAACUAAUGCUGGUUUUCCUGCAGUACCCAUCUGGAGGGAGAGUAUCAUACAAGAUCACAUUUUAAAUGCUUCCUAAGUGGACCUGGCAAUAGUGCUGCAAAAGGGAGGGUGGAGGGUGAGACAGGCUCCAUCCAUCUGCUUUCCCAUGGAACAAAGUGUUCUCUCCUUACCCAAAAGGAUUUGGAAGGGUGAGCAAAGGCAAAGUAAGGUUUAUUUGGUUGGAUGUGAGUUUGUCAUCACUGACAAAUGGCGUCACACACAGCCAGGAUGGAUUUGGACUAUGGAUGCCCAGAAGUGGCAGCCAUAGAUGACAGUCAGUCCAACUUGUUUGAUGUGCCUGUUCGAUAUUAGGAAAAAAAACCCUUCCUUGUGAGGGUGCUGAGGCACUGGCACACACUGACCAGAGAAGCUGUGGCUGCCCCAUCCCUGGAAGUGUCCGAGGCCAGGCUGUACAGGGCUUGGAGCCCUCUGAUCCAGUGGAAGGUGUCCCUGCUUGUGGCAUGAUCAAGGUGCUGUACCAUGUCCAGGUAGGACACUGCCAGCGUAACAAGCGUCCCAAGUCAGCCGCUCCCAGGCCUUGAGCUCGGGUGGCUCCUCUGCUUCCUGCAGCAGCCGGGCGAGGGAGAAGAGCUGGGAUAGCCCCACGUAUCCAGUCGCUGCCCACUGCACCCCUAGCAUGGAUUCCAAAGGCAACGUCCGAAGCGGAAACAAACCCGACGCCAAGGCCGCCAGCUCCGGGAAGCCGGAAAAGCCCAACCCUGGGCCUGCCACGAAUGCAGACAAGAAGGAGGCCCCCAAAGAGCAGCCUGCUCCUGCCACGGCCACCAAGAAGGCAGGCGGCGACGCUGCCAUCGCCAACAACCACAGCAACCUGAAACCCAGCCCCGCCGCCACGGAGACGCAGGAGGCCAGCGGGCAGUCCCCUGACUCUGACCACAAGGGAAACAGCUCCGAGGAGUCCCCGGGCAGCUUCUUCGACAACAUGAAGCCCUUGAUCAUCGUGGGAGGAGUGGCAGUGGCUGCGCUGGCUGUGAUUGUGGGAGUGGCAUUCCUAGCCCGGAAAAAAUGAAGACCGAGACGGGGUGGGGAUGAGAAACCCAGCCCAGCUGUACAGCUCCUUUUGAGACAAAUGCAUGCAGAGAAAUUCUAUACAUAGCUAUAUAUAUAGAGAGCGAGCUAGAUAGGUCAACAACAAACACCAACUGCAACUCUAGGGUCUUGUUCAAGACGACUGUGGCAGUCUGACCCGCUGUGGGUAACUCCAUGCACUCAGUGUGUUCUUUCAUGUAAUAUAUCUUGGCUUAUAUCGCUGUGUAUAGAUUACAGCUUCUCCUGAUCGGUGUAAAUGACGGUGUCCCCUCCCCUCCCCUGCUGUCCUCCCUGGGAGACACCCCCCCCUCCCCCACUUGCAGUCCCGUUUUCAAGUCCAAAGUGUUCUACGUCCCAUUCGGAGUCCCAGUUUGUGUUUUGGUUUCUGUUUGGUUCUGUUUUAACUUGGGCUGUGGUAAAGAAGAUGGAAGGGGAGUGCUAAGGCCGGGCUCUCCUGUCAUGCUGGGCUGGGGGUGUUUUUCCAGCGCCUCCCCCAGGACAAGGGAAGCACAGGGGCAGUGGCAGGGGAGAGGCAGCUCCCUGACCCAAGAGCCACAAGCAAUCCCUAAUCGGUGUCUGUGUAUCUGCCCCUCAUCAUCAUCCCACCCUGGAACAGCCGCCUGGGAAGUGCUCCAGAGGAACCAGGGCAGCUGUGGCGUGGCAGAGCCGAGUGUGAGCCUGGGAUGUCACAUCAGGUCACUCUUCUGGCUGAGCUGCCAGCGGGACAGUGACCAGAGGGGCUGUGCUGUGGCCCAGAGAAAUCCCAUUGCAGCCUUCAGGAUCCCAGGGCUCGCCAGGGUCACGUGGGCAGCAUUUGGAAUAGAGAGACUUUGUUUUGGAUCUAGUAUUUCCUAAAGUUAGGCUGGGCUUUGCAGGGUACUGUGGGCUCAGUCCAAGCUCCCUCGAGGUUGGCUGGACUAUUUGUGUUCAUUUUUUGGGGCUUUGGAUAAGGCCUUUCACUGGAUUUUUUCCCCACUGAAGGCUGUGGUCUCUCAGCACAUGGGAAGACAGGAAAAGGGGGACACAUGAGCUGGUGUUAGGGGCAGAGAGGACCUGGGACCCCAUGAGAGUAACACUAACCUACCUGGUUUAUACCAGGGAAACCCCCUUCAAGGGCACUGGAGUCUGUCCUGGGUGGAUUUCUUGCCUCCCUCUUGUGACAGUAGUGGCAGGGAAUUGUAACUCGUCCACACUUUGGAAAUGGAAACAAAUUCUCAGCCCUCAGGAGCAGCCUGAUUUCAUGGGUGAGUACCUUGGCUCUAAAGCCAGACCUUGUGAGGGGGAGGAGAGAGGGUGUUUAGUGCUUUGGGUUAGGCUCAGCACUAACCAGCAAGGGGUGAGGAGCUCUGCCUCUGAAAGCUGCCGUUAGGCUUCUGUGGGCUGCUGCAAAGCAGUGUUACAAAAAUCCCUUACAUUUUGGGUUGAAGUCGGGUCAGGGAUUAGAUGAGGUCCAAUGGGAGCUCGGCAGCAGCCAGAGCCCGUGGGCAGGGCAGGAGUGAGGAUUAGAAAGGAGCAGUGGCACAGUGGGUGGGGUGAGCUCUGUUACAGAGCCCAUCGUGCACCUUUAACUGAGAUAGGUGGAUGGAUUCAGGGGCUGCAGGGAGCGAGGGAGGUGUGCAUUCCUCAGGUGCUGCCUAUGCAGUGUCUGCCUCUGGCACAGUCCCUGGAUGGAUGGGGGGGAUAUAACCUGACCUGGCAGUUCUGCUCUUGGCUCGUGUCUGUCUUAUUUACCUCCAAAUCUGACCUGCUGAAUGCACGUGGUCUUGGAAUGCAUGGCUACUCCUGUGGUGAGCUCAGAAAAUAUUCCCAAAGGUGUAUGGCCUCUGGGAAUAUCAGACACUGUGUUCCGGUGCAGCUGGAAGUUGAUGCCUCCACCUUUGCCAGCAGAGAGACAGGGGCAGGCGUGUUGGGCUCACGGGAGUUUUGGGAAGCAGGGCUACAGCUCCAGGUGAGAUCCUGGUAGCCUAAAACACUCUUGGCAUGAGCUGUGGAUGUAUUCCCAGCAGCAGUGUGUCACUUACAGCCUGGGGAAGGGUUAGAAGCAGGAGGGUCCUCCUCUCCCCUCAGAAGCACAACUUUGCAGGGAAAUUUUCACAGGGAGUUUUGCUAACGUUGCUCAGAAGGAAGGGAAAUCACCCCCUCCUGCUCUGGUUCAUGCUUUGCCACGUAGGGUAGUGAUUUUCAGACAGUGAUUUCUGUUUUCAAGAGAUGUUUCCACCUUUCCUGCCCCCUCCCUCCCUCUCAGCUCUGGCCUAGGAUUGUUUUCAGCAGUGUGUGCGUUAGGCACAGCACCUCUCUAUUCUGCCCUGACCAGCACAGAUCCAUUGGGCGAGGAAAGUGAAGCACCUGCUCCACUCGAGUCUCCAGCUUUCCCUUCUAAAAUGUUUUUAUUUCCUUGUCUUCACCUUUGGCAACAGAAGAGGGGAAAAACAGUUCUCAGCCAAUGGCCUUAACCUUUUCUGCAUCUCCAAACCCUGCCUGCCCUUAGAGCACUCGGAUGCAAAGCCACCAAUUCCACCCAGAAGCACCACGGAGGUGGUGAUGGGGCUGCAGCUCCUCAUCAGGCACGCCGCUCAUUCGAGCCCUCCCUGCUUGGCAAACCUGGUAUGUUCUGUUUGUGAGGGGGUUUUGAACGGGGUCUGUCCUGUUCCCAAGGGAUUUUCCACUUCCUGUGAUCAGUCUGCUGUCGAGGUUCAGCACCUGGACCCCACCUCUUUGGCAGUGUGGUUUGGAAAACACCUGUCUGUGUCUGUGUGUGUGUGCCUUGAAGCACAUCCCGUGUGUGUGUGUGUGUGUGUGUGUGUGUGUGUGUACAAACCUUUGUGUUGCAUUGCUGCAGUCUGGGAGGGGGAGAGAAUCCCAGCUGGAGAUGCCCCUUCCUUUGUCCCCUGCAUUCACACCAAGUGUCCAUGAUGUCUUUUCUGUGCCAUUCCCACCACGCCAUGCAGCUCCUGAAUUCCUUUCCAGUCCUGGUUUCUCCUCAGUGCAAGGGAUGUCUGGCUGGUGAAGUGCUGAGUGUGUGGUGUGCUCGGAGCCCCGAGCCCCUGCUCCCCCCCGGGUAGUCCUGUGGGCUCUUUGCUUUAAAAUGAGGCACUUUUAGACCAUCCUGGACUGUGCUGUAGCGCUUUUCCAAGUGUGGCUCUAGUGCUGAGCCGGGCAGAUCCAGCGUAGAUGCCGCAGCGCGCCGCAGCCCUGACUUGCAAACAGCUCCUGUCCUGCCUUACUGUGCCAGGCUGUGCAGUGCUUUUGUUCUGAGCCAAAAAUGUCCAGCGAGCACCAGGCCGAGGGAGCAAAUCCCCCUCUCUCAGCCCCAAACCUGUGGAAGCAGAAGGCUUUAAUGACUGACCUCGCUGUGCUAAAUAAAUAGUUGUCUUUUCUCGUA
Molecule: messenger RNA, 12166 nt
Organism: Serinus canaria (Common canary)
Lineage: Eukaryota; Metazoa; Chordata; Aves; Passeriformes; Fringillidae
Gene: CEND1
Product: cell cycle exit and neuronal differentiation 1
Exons: 2
Coding region: 8372-8764 (130 amino acids)
Biological process (GO): cerebellum development; cerebellar granular layer maturation; cerebellar Purkinje cell differentiation
Source: RefSeq, a predicted model, not a curated record